Messenger RNA from Pleuronectes platessa (European plaice), 3144 nucleotides. RefSeq names its product solute carrier family 1 member 6 (gene slc1a6). Lineage: Eukaryota; Metazoa; Chordata; Actinopteri; Pleuronectiformes; Pleuronectidae. Gene Ontology annotation, cellular component: plasma membrane. Gene Ontology annotation, biological process: L-glutamate transmembrane transport. Gene Ontology annotation, molecular function: neutral L-amino acid transmembrane transporter activity; glutamate:sodium symporter activity; L-glutamate transmembrane transporter activity. The coding region runs from base 237 to 1976 and encodes 579 amino acids. The transcript is spliced from 11 exons. The record is from RefSeq and is a predicted model, not a curated record.
GUAUGUGUGGAGUUGUGAGAAGGUCAGACCACAUGAGAAACCUUUCCAUGUGUGUCUGCUCAUGAGAGGGGCGAGCAGCGAGACACUGUCAUUUUCCCACUCAGCUCCGGACACUCUCACACACUCUCACACACUCUCACACACUCUCACACACUCUCUGAAUCUGUUCUCCGCACUUGUGAAGCUGAGGUUUUUCACCUGACUUUGAUUGGACUGACUGAGACAGACUGUGAACCAUGAGUGUUUCCCAGGAGACCUGCCUUUUGGACCAGGUGCUGGAGCUGAUUAUGAACGAGAAGCCCCCCGCAAGUACGAGUCUCUUCCUAAACGAGGACACGGACAAACCCCCCUUGCCGGAGAGAGGAGACCUGAGGAGGCGUUUGCACAGGGCAAUGGAUAGGAGAGCCAGCACCAUGAAGGAGAGGAUGGGCUCCAUCAGCAGGGGCAGUGUCAAGGCUUUCUUCAAGAGGAACCUAUUCGUCCUGUUCACCGUCGCGGCUGUGGCUCUUGGUGUAAUGCUGGGCUUUGCUCUGCGCCCCCACAAUCUGUCCAUGAGGGAGAUCAAGUACUUUGCCUUUCCUGGGGAGCUCCUCAUGAGAAUGCUGCAGAUGCUGGUGCUGCCUCUCAUCGUCUCCAGUCUGGUAUCAGGUAUUUCCUCCUUGGACAGCAAGGCGUCAGGUAAGAUGGGUAUCCGUGCAGUGGUCUACUACAUGGUGACCACCCUGAUUGCUGUGUUCAUUGGCAUCGUCAUUGUGAUGAUCAUCCAGCCGGGCAAAGGCAGCAGAGACAGUCCUUUGGCCAAAAGUGGAAGCAUUGAACCUGUUCAGGCUGCUGAUGCUUUUCUGGAUCUCAUCAGAAACAUGUUUCCCCCCAAUCUGGUAGAAGCUUGUUUCAAGCAGUAUAAAACAGUUUACAAGAAGACUGUUCAUACACGGAACGUGACGGUGACCCUGAACCUCACGGACUCCCUCAACGUGACAGAGUCUGACCUGAGCAUGAACCUCAGCAGGGUGCUGCACACCAUACAGGAGACAGUGGAGGAGACAAUCCCCAUGUCCGGCUCCUCCAGUGGAGUGAACGCUCUGGGUCUGGUGGUCUUCUCCAUGUGCUUCGGUCUGGUCAUUGGCAACAUGAAGCAGCAGGGCCAGGCUCUCAGGGAUUUCUUUGACUGCCUGAAUGAAGCCAUCAUGAAACUGGUGUCCAUUAUCAUCUGGUACGCUCCAGUGGGCAUCCUGUUCCUGAUUGCAGGUAAAAUUGUGGAGAUGAAGGAUCUGGCCGAGGUGGGCGGUCAGCUGGGGAUGUACACCGUGUCGGUCAUUGUGGGUCUCCUCAUCCACGGCCUCUUUGUGCUGCCAAUGCUUUACUUCAUGGUGACCAGGAAGAAUCCCUACAGCUUCAUCGGCGGUCUGCUGCAGGCCCUCAUCACAGCCCUGGGGACAUCAUCCAGCUCUGCUACCCUGCCCAUCACCUUCCGCUGUCUGGAGGAGAACAACCGUGUGGAUAAAAGGGUAACCCGUUUCAUCCUCCCUGUGGGCGCCACCAUCAACAUGGACGGCACCGCCCUCUACGAGGCUGUGGCAGCCAUCUUUAUCGCUCAAGUUAAUGACAUGGACCUAAACUUUGGCCAGAUUCUCACCAUCAGUAUCACGGCAACUGCUGCCAGCAUCGGAGCAGCAGGCAUCCCUCAGGCUGGCCUGGUUACCAUGGUGAUCGUAUUGACAUCGGUGGGACUGCCCACAGAGGACAUAACACUGAUCAUCGCCGUGGAUUGGUUCUUGGACCGCUUGCGUACCACCACCAACGUGCUGGGCGACUCGCUCGGGGCCGGCAUCGUGGAGCACCUCUCCCGCGGGGAGCUGCAAAAUCAGGAUGAUGAGGUGCGCAACUCUGUCAUCGAGGAGAAUGAGAAGCCCUACCAGCUCAUCUGCCAGGAAAACGACACCAUCAAGCACCACAACAGUGAGACCACAAUGUGAAAAGAUAAAACCACACUCAGAGGGGCUUCACGAACCAUUUCAGCUAGAAAGUUGGCUUGCUGUGGUGCAGGAGAAUAAAAUCAUUUUGUGUCGACUCACCCAGUGCUCGAGGUUCCCAGAGUGUCCCAAACUCAUGCGUGGCUGCUUGGUAAUAGGUAAUAUGCACACACACUUAUUAGGAAAGGUUUUAUAACCACCGCUGUCGAUCUGAUUCAGUACCAGUGAUGUGAAACCAAAUCAGAUUGAAAAAGUUCAGUAGGUCAAAUAAAGAUGAAAGUCAUUUUGAAAUCAUUUUCCGGUUCAUCAAGUUUUCAAAUAUUUGUAUGAUUUAUGAUACAUACGAUCAGUCAAACGAAUACCUACCAGCAUCAGUGUGAGAAUACACAGUAUUAACAAAGACAAACUCCAUUCAUCCAGUUUCCAAUCCACUCAGCUCUUUUGAAUGGCUUAACAUUUCUUUGCAAACAUUUUUUUGUAAUACAUCAUACAUCAUGACUACCUCUAACAGGACGUUUAGAUACAUUGAAAUAUUCAAUGGAGCAUAUUAACGGGAUAUUAAUACAUUAGUUGCUCCGCUGUUAAAGAUCCCAUAUUUAACACAUUUUCUUCUGUUCUUUAAGUGUGCUUGCACAAGACACUGGACCACGGUGGGAAGGAGAAUCUUUACCACUUAUUACUUUAAGAUUUGAUUUAUUGCAAGUGACUUGUUAGAAUGUUUAAAUCUCGCUGCUUUCUUAUAAGUGUACAGCAUAUAUAUUUGCAAGUAUUUCCUGUAUUUCUUUGUUGAUAUUGCUUUAAGAAUAUGGGCAUAGGACUGUACUCCUACACUAAUUGUAGUAAUACCUGCAGUAAUACUUGUUCUGAAACAAUUUCUUCUCCCUGAUCCAUGAUCCUUUUUUCUUUUUCCACAAUUAAUAGCUCUUGUUUUAGAAAUUUUGAUGUGCUUAUUACUUUGAUUUUUUUUAAUCAUUUAAAAAAAAGCACAGUGUUUUAAUGUUAGCUCACCUUUAUUUCCCAGUUUUAAAUUAAACCAAAAAAACAAACAUGCAAUUAAAUGUUGGUAUAUUUAGACUGGAAUGAUGUAAUGCAGAUUAAUCACAGAUUUAUUUGUAUUAACUUUGUGAAAACGUGCUGUGAAUAAAGUUGGUCAACGCUUUGAGGAAUUGAA